Molecule: messenger RNA, 1244 nt
Organism: Klebsormidium nitens
Lineage: Eukaryota; Viridiplantae; Streptophyta; Klebsormidiophyceae; Klebsormidiales; Klebsormidiaceae
Source: the annotation of a GenBank genome assembly
GGCAGAACGUCCUUCUCUUCGCUCGCGGCGCCAUGCAGGCCGGGCCCUCAGAAAUGAUCAGACUCAGAGAUUCCGAGCGUGGCUCGAACUUCGAAUUGCAGAAUUGCAGAAUGAUGGAGGGAAACUUAAUGGCGUCUCGUCAAAGUGGGGCUCUUCUUAUCUUGCUUCUUGCUCUCAGCUCCACUGUUCAACAUGCAGAAGCGUUUGACUUUGCGGCAUUCUCUGCGGCCAUUCGCCCGACGGUCAUGACAUUGGCCGCUGGUGUCGUGAAUUGGCGAAGCGUGACGGGUGCGCUGAGCAAUGUCGCUGAGCGUGUUGCGAAUGAGCGGGAGAGGCGGGGUGACUUUGCUGGAGCGGAGCGGCUUCGCCAAUGGAGUGGCAGCUACACACACGGGCCUUGGGUUGCGUCAGGUGGCUUGCUAGCAGCAACGGGAUUGGCGCAGCACACCCGCGCCAUUGACCUUCAGAGCACCCUCGCAGACCUCCAGCGGCUCAAGUCGUUGGUCGAGGAACUCCUCCGGUUAUCCUCGGAUGAGGCGCGGCUGAGUUGGCUGUCCCGCAAUUGGGACACAGCUUCCCGCGUUGCUGAACGGCUGUCCAAAGACUCGAUCAACCUCCUCGGACAGUCGGGCCUUGUCCGAGGUUUCCUCGAUGCAGUGUACCGGGAGGCUGUCGAUAAGAAACUCGCACGAGAUGUGUUGGGGGUUGCGAGUGGCGAUGUGAUGACCUUGGUCAGCGCGUUCCAGCAAUUGAUUGAGACGCGGUUAAGGGAGGCGGUUGGGGGUGGAAGGGAUGAACUUUAGUGUAGGCGGGCGGGUGAUUCGUUGGUUCUUGACGCGGCCAGAUAUCGAUUUCGUGCUGUGUUGUAGAUUAGGCGUACGUUUUCUGAUGAAACAGUUUCCCCUCUGUGGUUGGGCAAAGAAUUUAACCUUGUAUAGCCGUUCAAAAAGUCAAGGCAUAGUUGGUCACGAAAAUCUGGCUCGCGAGCGCUUGCCAAGCUGAGCCUGCCGUUUUGUUUAAGGUAUUCUAGUGCUACUACUUCUCAGCUUGUGAGUCGAGAACCAGUGUGAUUGAAUCAACUGCAGAAGAUCUAGGUAAUAAAACAUGUUGGCAGGGCUGGACAAUUGCAAUAAGUGGACACGAGUCGAUACAAGAGUUGACUCGUCGGAUCAGUCCGAUGACAACUUUCCCGGGUUAGCCGCUAUACACAUGAGUUGAUGAACAUCAGAAGCCUACAUGGCCUG